CCGCCUGCCCGCUGGAGAGUGAGCUGCGCCCAGCCGCCCAGCCAGCCCGCCGUUCUCUGGCCGCCGUCCGGGCGCGCGCAGCGAGCGGGCGCGACUAUGCCAAGAUGGUCCUGCAGGCGCGGAACAAGCACCGGGAGGCGGCUCCCAAGCCGCCCCAGCCGCCCCGCGCCUCACAGUCGCCGCUGAGGGGGGCGUCGGACGUCGGCGCCGGGGAGCCCGGGCCCGAGCGCGCGCCCCUGUCCCCGGGGCGCAAGGGCGCCGCGGGCAGGAAGGGGCCCCGCGCCGAGCCCGGCGCGCCGCCUGCCGGGGGCGGCCUUGGGGGGCUCCUGGCCGCCCGGCUGCGCUGGGCGCUGGGCCUGCGGCGCGCGGGGCGCGGCCGGACCUGGACCACGCUCCUGUUAGCUGUUUUUGCAGCAGUGUUGCACUGGAGCCAUAUAACACACCUCUUUGAAAAUGACCGUCAUUUUUCUCACCUCUCAACAUUGGAAAGGGAGAUGGCUUUUCGCACUGAAAUGGGACUAUAUUAUUCCUAUUUCAAGACUAUUGUGGAAGCACCCUCAUUUUUGAAUGGAGUAUGGAUGAUUAUGAAUGAUAAACUGACUGAAUACCCCCUUGUCAUUAAUACAUUAAAAAGAUUCAAUCUUUACCCUGAGGUAAUUUUGGCCAGUUGGUACCGGAUUUAUACCAAAAUAAUGGACUUGAUUGGUAUUCAAACCAAGAUAUGUUGGACGGUUACCAGAGGAGAAGGACUCAGUCCUAUUGAAAGCUGUGAAGGAUUGGGAGAUCCUGCUUGCUUUUAUGUUGCUAUAAUUUUUAUUUUAAAUGGACUAAUGAUGGCAUUAUUCUUCAUAUAUGGCACAUAUUUAAGUGGCAGCCGAUUAGGAGGCCUGGUUACAGUGUUGUGCUUCUUUUUCAAUCAUGGAGAGUGUACCCGUGUAAUGUGGACACCACCUCUCCGUGAAAGCUUCUCGUAUCCAUUUCUUGUUCUUCAGAUGUUGCUAGUGACUCAUAUUCUCAGGGCUACAAAACUUUAUAGAGGAAGCUUGAUUGCACUCUGCAUUUCCAAUGUAUUUUUCAUGCUUCCUUGGCAGUUUGCUCAGUUUGUACUUCUUACUCAGAUUUCUCUUGCACUUUGUUUUGUUUUGAUGUUUGGGAACUCAAUGUUAUUAACUUCUUAUUAUGCUUCUUCUUUGGUAAUUAUUUGGGGUAUUCUGGCAAUGAAACCACAUUUCCUGAAAAUAAAUGUAUCUGAACUUAGUUUAUGGGUUAUUCAAGGAUGUUUUUGGUUAUUUGGAACUGUCAUACUUAAAUACUUGACAUCUAAAAUUUUUGGUAUUGCAGAUGACGCUCAUAUUGGCAACUUACUAACAUCAAAAUUCUUCAGUUAUAAGGAUUUUGAUACUUUAUUGUAUACCUGUGCAGCGGAGUUUGACUUUAUGGAAAAAGAGACUCCACUGAGAUACACAAAGACAUUAUUGCUUCCAGUUGUUCUUGUAGUGUUUGUUGCUAUUGUUAGAAAGAUUAUUAGUGAUAUGUGGGGUGUCUUAGCUAAACAACAGACACACAUAAGAAAACACCAGUUUGAUCAUGGAGAGCUGGUUUACCAUGCAUUGCAAUUGUUAGCAUAUACAGCCCUUGGUAUUUUAAUUAUGAGACUAAAACUCUUCUUGACACCACACAUGUGUGUUAUGGCAUCACUGAUCUGCUCAAGACAGCUAUUUGGAUGGCUCUUUUGCAAAGUACAUCCUGGUGCUGUUGUGUUUGCUAUAUUAGCAGCAAUGUCAAUACAAGGUUCAGCAAAUCUGCAAACCCAGUGGAAUAUUGUAGGGGAGUUCAGCAAUUUGCCCCAAGAAGAACUUAUAGAAUGGAUCAAAUAUAGUACUAAACCAGAUGCAGUGUUUGCGGGUGCCAUGCCCACGAUGGCAAGUGUUAAGCUCUCUGCACUUCGGCCCAUUGUGAAUCAUCCACAUUAUGAAGACGCAGGCUUGAGAGCCAGAACGAAAAUAGUAUACUCAAUGUAUAGUCGGAAAGCAGCUGAAGAAGUGAAGCGAGAACUGAUAAAGUUAAAAGUGAACUAUUACAUUCUAGAAGAGUCAUGGUGUGUAAGAAGAUCCAAGCCUGGUUGCAGUAUGCCUGAAAUUUGGGAUGUAGAAGAUCCUGCCAAUGCUGGGAAAACUCCCUUAUGUAACCUCUUGGUGAAGGAUUCCAAACCUCACUUCACCACUGUAUUCCAGAACAGUGUUUACAAAGUCCUAGAAGUUGUAAAAGAAUGACUGCUACAUGACCUGCUGCCUACGGAGAACUACAUCUGUAAUGGUUUUAAUGUUUUGCUAAGUCAUGUGUUGUUCAUAUCCCAAAAACUUUUAUAGGUAACUGUUUUCAAAUAGAAAACGUUUUAUUUGGUCAAUUUGAAUGUCAUUCUAAUUAUAAAAAUGACUUACACCUUUAUCAAUUGGUUACUAUUUCAAUGCACCCUUUAAAAUUUGCUAUGCAAAUGAGUAUAUGCUUGUACUUGACUUUAAUAUUUGUGCUAAAGUGAGCAAAGCUACCUGUAUAAAGAAAACACAGUGGGUUGUGACAAGGAUGACAUGAAAAUACAGGACAAUUCUGACAAUGUAGGGGCUGAUUUUAUAGUGUAAGAACUAUUAAUGCCCCUUGCUUCUUUUUUCUGCCUCUUGCUCUUGUCUUUUGGACAUUUCAGUGAUUGUAAGUUCUUCGGUCAUGUCAGCCGCUGUCAUCAACUUGAGUUACAGUAGAUGGAGCAGACAUGGAGUGUUUGCUAUAUAGAACUAUCUGUUUGUUUUACUUCCCUGUGCGCUUUUUGUUCUCUGUUCUCUUGUUAAUGAAGCUUUUCCUGCCCAUUAUUAAUCCAAACUCUUGGACCUUGUGGUUAGGAAAUUCCCUUAACUUCCAGCCAUAUGGCAUUAUCGUGUCUCUUUCUCUCUCUCUCUUGCUCUCUCUCUUCUCCUCUUCCCCAUAUUUUCUGUCAAAUAAGUACUGUUUACUCAUUUAGUUGCUUAUCAAGUACUUAUUCUUGGUUUUAAAAAAAUUAAUGGUAACUGUAUUUUUCUCAUUUUUUAGCAUUAUUCAAAUGUUUAUAUUUUAAUAACUUUAAACCACUUUAAAAUUUUUUCAUGUUUAAUUAUAGUUUUAAGAAAAACUAUUUUGAACAACCCCAAAUAUAGUGCAUCUAGAAACUAAUGUAUAUUUGAUUAGACAUCAUUUAUAGUGGAACAGUAGACUGUAGUACAUGGUAAUUUUUCUUUUACUAUUAAGAUACAAUAAAACAUGACUAAUUUUGCUGUCAAAAAUGUAAAGAAUAAUGAUAAAUGGAGUUUUUAUAUUUUACUUUUAAGAUUGCCUGUCUUUAAUAAGACAAAGCCUUAAGCCUUAUGUUAUAAUUUUGGUUCUAAAAACCAUCAUUUCAGUAUAAGGAAUAAGUAUAUUUCGUCCUCCUCUUUAGUUUUUUUCUCCCUAUUUAUUUUUAUUUUGAAAAACUUCUACACCUUCUUUGAAUUCCUUGUAUGAAUUUUUGUUUCUUAGAAGUUAAUUUGUGUGAAAUGAGAUUCUUCAAAACGAUGAAACCUCAUAGCUCUGAGAAAAGGUUUUAGGGUUUUAAAUUCUAAGCAAACCGUGACUAUGGCUGACUGACUACACAUUUAAUUAUACUGCUUCUCUUUCUUAACCACAGGCAGAUUAACCUCAUUGUGGAUUGUCCUUCAGACCUUAGUCCUCAGGCAUGGUUUCUGGUGCCCACUCCUGGAAGCCGCUGUUCCCUUUCUACCUUCUUACCAGAGCCCAAGGGCAGGCCUGGUCCCGGGGAAGCAGCAGCUUGCUGACAUAAGUCAGCUGCAAAGGCUGAGGAGUGUGACCUCAGAGAAGCACCACCCCCCAGUCCUGCCCCAGUGCGCAGAGCCGCAGCUCCUAGGGAUGCUCCUUCCCUGGAGGCGGCCCAGGAGAGGGACUCUGGCAGCGUUCUUCAGAUUUGUGGCCACUGUUUCUCAUUUGCUGGUUGACUGUUUUUAUUUCUUAGGCUUUUGCUAGUUUUAGAAAAUAGGGAAGCAGCCCGUGAUUUGUGGAUUAAAAGCAACAUUUGAGCGAUGAUGUACAACAGUCCAGGAAAAUGGGCGGUGGACACUUGAGGCUGAGGAUGGGAGUUGACAUGGGCAGGGAGAGGGAGGUGUGCGCUGCUUAUCUGUGAUUGUUGCUCACCUGAGUGUGGCUGAUUGUGUACAUCCAGCAGUUACAAUUUUUAAAAAUUAUACUUUUACAUUUAUUUUAUAUUUUUUCUCACCCCCAGUAAUUUCCUUCCAAAGAAGUUCACAUGUAAUAAGUAGAAAUUCUGUAUAGGAAAAAAGCAUUAAAAAUACUAUUAUAACUGCUUCAUUUGCUGGGAACCAUUAAAAGUAGUAUAAAUUAGCUUUUUCCAGAAGGAUCCUUUUGUAGCAGUGUUUAUGAAUGUAACCCCCAGCAAAAUAUGGCUAUAUAUUAGGCGAGCCAGUUUGGAGCAGAGGCCUGAAGGUCCCUGCUAUGCAGCCGUGGCCACAGCUUGCAGCCCAAGCACUGUGGAGCAUCCGCACCUUUGAUGGCAAUGCAGAUUGGUAGCAGGUUCCAUAGGCGUACAAAACAGUAUUAAAGCUCAGUGUUUUGCAUAUUUUUAGCAUUUACAAAUAUUUUUGUUUUAGUAUGAGGAAAGUAAGGAUGGGCAAAGAGGCGAUCAAAAUAGCUAUUGCUACGACAUUUUCGAAAACAAAGUUGGGGCUGUAUUUCUUUAAAAAGAUAAGCCUCUAAAAAUGCUUGGCAAAAAAAAAUAUAGUGUUAAAAUAGGCCAGUGAUAUUCAUGAGAAAAUGAACGUAUGUAUCAGGAAUAAAGUGAUAUUGCAUAGGAGUAUUGUAUUUUUAUGAAUUUUAUGCCAGUUGUUUACAUGUACUAUAUAUGUUAAAUUAAAAAAAAUCAUGAGAAAUGA
Molecule: messenger RNA, 4967 nt
Organism: Gorilla gorilla gorilla (western lowland gorilla)
Lineage: Eukaryota; Metazoa; Chordata; Mammalia; Primates; Hominidae
Gene: DPY19L1
Product: dpy-19 like C-mannosyltransferase 1
Exons: 21
Coding region: 105-2273 (722 amino acids)
Cellular component (GO): nuclear inner membrane
Molecular function (GO): mannosyltransferase activity
Source: RefSeq, a predicted model, not a curated record